Brassica napus (rape) is the source of this 1542-nucleotide messenger RNA. Its product is annotated as protein trichome birefringence-like 3. Gene Ontology annotation, molecular function: O-acetyltransferase activity. Bases 49 to 1347 code for a protein of 432 amino acids. Gene Ontology annotation, cellular component: Golgi apparatus. Lineage: Eukaryota; Viridiplantae; Streptophyta; Magnoliopsida; Brassicales; Brassicaceae. The transcript has 5 exons. The record is from RefSeq and is a predicted model, not a curated record.
AACACCUUUCUCUCUAAUUUCAACAGAAAAUUUACCAGAUUCGCCACUAUGAGCUUCUUGAUUCCUAACAGAGGAGCAGUGGGCGGAACCAGGAUUCCUCUAUCAAUCAUCGUUCUUGUUCUAUGUGGUUUUAUGUUCUUCGUUCUCUUAUACACUGAAAGAAUCAGCUUGAUGUCUUCUUCCUCUUCAAAUUUCCUCAGGUCAAAGUCUUGUCCGAGGAAAAACAUCAGCUCGAAACCUAAGGAGAAAGUUCGAGAGGAGAGAUCAGAAAAGAUGGAUGUUCUGGACGACAGGUUCGAAUUCGAUCCAGAAGAGUGUAAUGUUGCAGCAGGGAAAUGGGUUUACAAUAGCUCAGCUGAGCCACUCUACACGGAUGAAUCAUGUCCAUACAUCGACCGUCAAUUCUCUUGCAUGAAAAACGGAAGACCAGAAACUGAUUAUCUUCGGUGGGAAUGGCAGCCUGAUGACUGUACUAUCCCACGAUUUAAUCCGAAGUUAGCAAUGAACAAACUCAGAGGAAAAAGAUUGCUUUUUGUCGGAGAUUCUUUGCAACGAAGUCAAUGGGAGUCGUUCGUGUGUUUGGUGGAAUCAAUAAUACCCGAAGGAGAAAAAUCAAUGAAGCGUAGCAAAAAAUACUUUGUCUUUAAAGCAAAGGAAUACAAUGCGAGUAUAGAGUUUUACUGGGCACCGUUUAUUGUGGAAUCGAACACGGAUUUGCCUGUGAUUUUGGAUAUGAAGAAGAGGGUAGUAAAAGUGGAUUCAGUGGAAGAUCGAUCAAAGUAUUGGGAAGGAGCUGAUAUUCUAGUUUUCAACACAUAUGUUUGGUGGAUGAGUGGACUCAGAAUGAAAGCUUUGUGGGGUUCAUUUGGAAAUGGAGAGAGCGGUGCGGAGGCAUUAGACACACCAGUGGCUUACAGGUUAGGGCUCAAGACAUGGGCUAAUUGGGUUGACUCUACCGUUGACUCUAACAAGACCAAAGUCUUCUUCACUACCAUGUCCCCUACUCAUACUAGAAGUGCGGAUUGGGGGAAGCCAAACGGGACGAAGUGUUUCAACGAGACAGAGCCAGUAAAAGAUAAGAGGUUUUGGGGAACUGGGUCGAACAAGCAGAUGAUGAAAGUGGUGUCAAGCGUCGUGAAGCACAUGGCCACGCACGUGACUGUCAUUAACAUCACGCAGCUCUCGGAGUACCGCAUCGACGCCCACACAUCGGUCUACACGGAGACUGGGGGAAAGAUGCUAACGGCUGAGCAGAGAGCUGAUCCAAUGCGUAACGCUGAUUGCAUACAUUGGUGCCUCCCUGGAUUGCCCGAUACGUGGAAUCGGAUCCUAUUGGCUCAUUUGUAAACAAAUAAAAAAGCUAGGAAACAUGCAUGUACGUACUAAGGAUGGAUGUAACGGGAAAACCCAACUCCUCUCUCUCGCUCUUGUGUUGUCAUCAGUAUUUUUUUUUUGAAUAUAUGUGAUUGUAACGUUGUAAACAUAAACAAGAGGUGGAGAAAACUGAAAAGAAAAGGAACAAAAAUUUGUUAUUGCAAGAAA